CUUAGCUCAGGCUGACAGAAGAAGUUCAGAAGCCACAAAAAUGGGUUAAUGUGACACGUACACACUCGUGUGUCAAAUCCCUAAGGAAAUUCUCCAAUUGUUGGAAUGAGUUCGGACUUCUUAGCCUACAUUUCCCAGCACGCCCUGCGCCGCGCCCCUUCCACCUCCGGAGUGACGUCCCCCGCGUCUGUGGGCGCAGAACUCCGCUUCCGCUCUCGGGCGGGGCGGAUCGGACUCCGAAAACGCCGGGUGACGCACUUCCUCCCAGGGCUGGCGGCCGAAUCGCCUUGUGGCGGGUUCGAGUCCCGCCUCCUGACUGUCGCCUCUGGACCCUGAGUUCUGGGUGGAGUGCACUCGCUCGGGAACCUCUCCUGGGCCAGGGACAACGGCAUCCCUCGGGCUCCACCAUGGAGGACUACCUGCAGGGUUGUCGAGCUGCUCUGCAGGAGUCCCGGCCUUUGCACGUGGUACUAGGAAAUGAAGCCUGUGACUUGGACUCCAUGGUAUCUGCUCUUGCCUUGGCUUUCUACCUAACCAAGACAACUGAAGCUGAGGAAGUCUUUAUACCAGUUUUAAAUAUAAAACGUUCUGAGCUACCUCUGCGAGCGGUGCACUUGGCAGAAGAGGAUAACCACCACCAUCGGGAGAAGCACUGCCUUGGUCGAGGAAAACAAGUAGCGGCACUGUCCUGCCAGAACCUGCAAAGUGACUCGGCUCUGGAGGAGUCAGUAGCAGAGGUGAUUGAUCAUCGACCCAUUGAGCAGAAACAUUGUCCUCCCUGCCCCGUCUCGGUUGAGCUGGUGGGGUCCUGCGCUACCCUGGUGGCUGAGCGGAUCCUGCAGGGGGCACCAGAGAUCCUGGACAGAGAGACUGCAGCCCUUCUGCACGGAACCAUCAUCCUGGACUGUGUCAACAUGGAUCUUAAAAUUGGAAAGGCAACCCCAAAGGACAAGGAGUAUGUGGAGAAGCUAGAGGCCCUCUUCCCAGAUCUGCCAGAAAGAAAUGAGAUCUUUGAUUGCCUACAAAAGGCAAAGUUUGAUGUGUCAGGCCUGACCACCGAGCAAAUGCUGAGAAAGGACCAGAAGGUCAUCUACACACAAGGUGUGAAGGCGGCCAUUAGUGCGGUAUACAUGGAUCUGGUGGCCUUCCUGCAGAGGCCUGGCCUCCUGCAAGACCUCAGCGCACUCUGCCAGGCUCACAGCUGCGACGCCCUGGUUGCCAUGACCAUCUUUUUCAACACUCACAAUGAGCCAGUGCGGCAGUUGGCCGUUUUCUGUCCCCAAGUUGCCCUUCGGAUGAUGAUCUGUGGCGCCCUGGAAUGCUCCCACUCCCCAGUGCUGAAGCUGACCCCUAUCCCGACCACCCACCCUGACCUCCAAGCCUAUCUUCAAGGCAAUACCCAGGUCUCUCGAAAGAAACUUCUGCCUCUGCUCCAGGAAGCCCUGUCAGCGUACUCUGACUCGGGGAAGAUUCCCACAGAGCAGCCUGAGGCAGUGGGAGCCUCUGCGGAGCAGGCGGACCAGGGGUUGGACAAGACGGGUAGUUCCCUGACUCCUGGACUGAGUCAAGAUGAAGAUGACCCCCCUCUACCCCCCACCCCCAUGAACAGCUUGGUGGAUGAGUGCCCUCUGGACCAGGGGUUGCCCAAGCUCUCAGCUGAGGCCGUCUUUGAGAAGUGCAGUCAGAUUUCACUGUCACAGUCUCCCACUGCUGCCGUGUCAAAGAAAUGACUCCUGGGAGGGGAUGGGGUGCAGGAGGGGUGGCUUGACGCACCUCAAAUGCAUGUUUUGGGAAGUUUGGAGAUUUCAGCUGUUGGUAUACAGUACUGUCCUCAUGAAACUGGGAGGUGAAAGACAGGAAAGAAAGCAGCUGCUGUAGGAAUGGCUUUCUGCCCUUUUCCUCCAGUCUCUACCAAUCAGACAGAUGUUAUUAUUUAAAUCUACAUUGACUUUUCUCUCUUUCAUUUGUCAGGGGGCACGAUGUAAUGUAGUAUACCCACAGUCCCAGCAGAGUGG
Molecule: messenger RNA, 2015 nt
Organism: Octodon degus (degu)
Lineage: Eukaryota; Metazoa; Chordata; Mammalia; Rodentia; Octodontidae
Gene: Prune1
Product: prune exopolyphosphatase 1
Exons: 9
Coding region: 408-1730 (440 amino acids)
Cellular component (GO): cytoplasm
Molecular function (GO): exopolyphosphatase activity
Source: RefSeq, a predicted model, not a curated record